This is a messenger RNA of Periophthalmus magnuspinnatus, 604 nucleotides long. Its product is annotated as proline, histidine and glycine-rich protein 1-like. The transcript is spliced from 4 exons. The record is from RefSeq and is a predicted model, not a curated record. The coding region runs from base 82 to 495 and encodes 137 amino acids. Lineage: Eukaryota; Metazoa; Chordata; Actinopteri; Gobiiformes; Gobiidae.
CGCAGGCGGUGUGGUAUAAAAGGAGCUGGAGAGCUGCCGUCCACUGGAUUUGACCAAACGAGCAAAUCCGGCGUGACUGAAAUGUACCCGAACCAAGGGAACCAGUACCCAGGUUAUCCCGGGGGGUACCCUCCUCAGGGCCCAGGCGGGUACCCUCCUCAGUACCCUCCAGGACAACACCCUCCGAACCCCCACGGACCACACCCAGGCCAGCCCGGGUACCCCGCAGGAGGGCCCGGUUACCCCGCCGGAGGGCCCGGUUACCCCGCCGGAGGGCACGGUUACCCCGCCGGAGGGCACGGUUACCCCCCUGGAGGGCAUGGGUACCCUGGGGGUCCCGGAGGCUGCCCACCGCACGGGCACGGACACGGGCACGGACACGGGCAUAAGAAGAAGCACAAGCACAAGCACGGGCACAAACACGGGCAGUGCCACAAGAAAGGGAAGACCGGACACGGGUCUUCCAGCAGCUCUUGCAGCAGUGAUUCAGACUGAAGGCUCUGGACCUGAGAACUUCACACAUUUAGCUCAAGUUUAAUCCAACAGCGCUCUCUGAUGCAUCACGUGUUUUUACUAUUUGCUUAAUAAAUACCUGAAUGUUGAA